Molecule: messenger RNA, 156 nt
Organism: Prunus armeniaca (apricot)
Lineage: Eukaryota; Viridiplantae; Streptophyta; Magnoliopsida; Rosales; Rosaceae
Source: the annotation of a GenBank genome assembly
AUGGCAGAAGGAGAAGGAACCGAUGCUAAGAUUGCGUCGUUGGCGCAACAAAUAGAGAAAAUGACUCUAAUGAUGGCAAAGUUGGUGGAAGAUCUUGCAUGCAAACCUCAAGAUGAGAUUCCCGAAGAUUCCAGGAGGAAGACCUCAAGAACUUAA